Messenger RNA from Oryzias latipes (Japanese medaka), 2003 nucleotides. RefSeq names its product limb and neural patterns a (gene lnpka). Gene Ontology annotation, cellular component: endoplasmic reticulum tubular network. The record is from RefSeq and is a predicted model, not a curated record. Lineage: Eukaryota; Metazoa; Chordata; Actinopteri; Beloniformes; Adrianichthyidae. Gene Ontology annotation, biological process: endoplasmic reticulum tubular network organization.
CCUAUAGACAACGUGAUGACAGCUGUCCGAGGACACGCCCCCUUUUCGGCUGCGUGUAAAUCCUGCUCCCGACGGGGACGAGCUGUCUGUCCCAGGCUGCAGCAACAGGACACUUCGCCCUACAGCCGAGGUAAAGUCAGCUCUUGCUGUGGAGAAGAGAACAGUGGAGUGAGCAGGAGAGGAUCCCUGUUAGUGUUGCAUUACAACUUGCUCUCCCUCAUCAAAAUGGGAGCUGUGGUCUCACGAUGGAGGGCAAAACCAUCAACCGUGGAGAUUUUGGAAGGACUUGAAAAGGACAUACAGACUCUUGAAGAAUACAGCGUGAAAUAUCAAAGACAGUUGAAGAUAUGGGCUGGCAGACUGCUCCUUUACUCAUCUAUACUCUACUUGAUCACUUGCAUGGUUGUGUAUUUCUGGUACUUGCCGGAACAGCUGAUGGGACGGCUCAUCUUAUCUCUUCCUUUUGUUAUAUUUCCAUUUUUGGUGUGGCUGCUUCGCAAGAUGCUUGUAUUUAUAUUUUCACGAAGAACUGAAAAAAAUAAUGAAAAGCUAGAAGAUGUAAAAGCACAGAAAAGGAAAAUACUUGAAGAAGUUAUGGAGACUGAGACAUACAAAAAUGCCAAAAUGAUUCUGGAGAGAUUUGAUCCUGAUUCAAAGAAAAAGAUGGAACUUGAAUGCUCUCCAGUUGGACCUCAGUUGACCCCGAAACCAGGUCAAGAGCUCCGCCAGCGCAACGUAAUCCCCAAACUCCCCCCAGUGGUUGUGAAUUCUGCCAGUGGUGCUGCUGCCCGCCCUCCUCUUGCCUCUGGGCCCAACUAUCCUGGACGAUCUUCCCAUUCUGCUCCAGGUGGACCCCCAGAGAGGAACCUGUCAGCUGUAGCUGCUCAGCAGAGUUUGAUGAGGAAGCCUGUGACCCCAGGAACACCUGUUCCAGGAGUUGGCAGGCACCCUCCAGGCCCACCCCUGGCCAGACCCGUGCUCCCCAGGGACAGAGGUUUGAUGGACAGAGUCAUUGAGUGUCUUGUUGGAGAUGGGCCUCAGAACAGAUAUGCUCUCAUAUGUCAGCAGUGUCGGUCACAUAACGGGAUGGCAUUAAAAGAGGAAUUUGAAUACAUCGCUUUCCGAUGUGCCUAUUGUUUUUUCUUCAACCCUGCAAGGAAGAUCCGUCCUCAAGGUCCCAGAUUCCCCGAAGUCACGGAAGAGUCCAAGAUUUCUUCGGAGGGACCAAUCCCAUCAUCGACUGCUAAUGUUGAUGAUCAAUGUGUUUCAAGGAAACCCAAGCUCGAUGAUGUCCCAGGAACGGAUAAAGAACCGACCACAGAGCUCAGCUCUAUGUCAGACAGCCUGGAUGCUCCAGAAUCACUUGACCUUCCAUCUGAGAAAUCUGAUGGAGAGCAGGAUGUUUCCGCCAUGGAAGUGGAAUAAAGUUACAGAAUGCAGAUUUUUGAAGUUUUUUUUUGAACAGUUGCAAUGAUUAGUUUACUACUAAAAAGCUAACAUGGCUUUUCGCCAAAAGAUGGUCUUUUUUUUUUUGUAAAGUUGCUUUUAAAACCUUUAGCAAUAGCUUGCAGCAUCUUAGAAGCAACUCUGAUAAACACUUACUCUAAAUGCAUUAUUUAAUAUUUGUUUUAUGUUUUUCUUUCUUUAACUGUUAUUUCUGGGAAUGAUGGAAAAUCUUUAUUUAUGUGAUGUUAUUUAUAGCUAUUUUUGUUAAGUGCUCUCAUGACCGACUUUCUGCAGCAGCUCUAACGCGUUUACACAAUCAUGUUACAAUAAAGGAACGCACAAUACACUUUAUUACUGAAAGAGGAAAGCAUGUUUGUGAGCAAGGGUGACUCCAAGUGCCUUUUUACAUUUUGACUGUUUCAAAGUGCUUAUGAAUUAAGUAUUUGUAUGAGUGGCAUGAUGUCUACCUGUUUCUCGUCCUAAAUGAUAUUACAAAUGCUUGAAUAGCUUUUAUGAAGAAAUUCUAUUAAAAUUGAAAAAUUUGUACAAACUCUGGA